Messenger RNA from Paramacrobiotus metropolitanus, 1644 nucleotides. RefSeq lists its product as uncharacterized. Gene Ontology annotation, biological process: protein phosphorylation. Gene Ontology annotation, cellular component: cytoplasm. Lineage: Eukaryota; Metazoa; Tardigrada; Eutardigrada; Parachela; Macrobiotidae. Gene Ontology annotation, molecular function: ATP binding; protein serine/threonine kinase activity. Bases 83 to 1099 code for a protein of 338 amino acids. The transcript has 5 exons. The record is from RefSeq and is a predicted model, not a curated record.
UUUUAGUGCAAUUUGUAGUAGACCGCCGGAAAGUGAUAUAACCUAUAAAAGCACGCAUCGUUUGUUAUUUCACUACAGGUUCAUGUCCAAUCCUCACGGUCAGCGAAUAACCGUGGGAAGCGCCACCUACGUGUUCCAGCGCGACCCGACCACCGGCGCCGCGCAAUGCCUGGGCCGCGGCUCCUUCGGCGCCGUAUACCUCGUGGCGCAGGAAGACGACCCGACGGCGCUGUACGCCGCAAAGAUCCUCCGACCGACCGUCACCGCGGGCGCUGCCGACAACUCGGACUCGGCGCCGAGCGUCUUCCGCGCCCAGCUCGAAGCUAACUGGACGCGGAUGCGGGGGCUGGACCACCCCAAUCUGGUCCGAUACCUGCAUGCGGAAAUGCGCCCCGACACCGGACAAGGCGUGGUAAUCCUGGAAUACUGUCCGCUCGGAAAUCUGGAGCAGUAUUUGGCCCGGUGCCGCCGGAACCCCACCCACCCGGCUCCGUCUCCAGCCGCCCUGCGUGGCUGCACCCGGGACCUCCUCCGCGGUCUGCACUACCUACACACCCAGCGUAUCAUUCACACCGAUCUGAAGCCAACCAACAUCCUCCUAACCACCUCCGAGGGCGGUCGGAUAGUGGUCAAGUUGGCGGACAUGGACGACCACGUGGGGAUCCUGGCCAGCGUCACCCGCUCGGAGAUCCGUGCCACCCGCGGCACGGUCCGCUACAUGUCGCCGGAGAUGUUCCGGCUGGCCGGACACCAUCCGGGGCGGGAACGGGUCGGGAGGAAGACAGACGUGUGGAGUGCCGGCGUGGUGGUAGGGGAGAUGACGCGCGGGGAGCGGCCGCUGCGGUUCAUCAAGAUGGACGGGGAGCGGCCGGUGCCGACGGACUAUCUGGACGUCGACGCCAACACUCCACCGUUUCUGAUCAUGGAUUUUGUGCUAAAUCACGGCGUUCCGGAGGUGGUCGACGGGGUGUUGGGAGGGUUCGCAGGAGUAUUGCGGAGGUGUUUUAGAUGGAACGGGGCGGAGCGGCCGACGGCGGAGGAGCUGCUGCGCGAUCCCUGGUUGGCGGAAGAGCACGACGUUUUAUUAGCUUGGUUAUAACUUCCGCUGCUCGGUCGGGACGAUCUUGACGAUGCCGGCGAUGAGGAGGAGAAUGGCCAGGGUCAUGUUGAAGGUGUUCUCCAUGGCGGUGGCCUUGGGAAUGAUCAUGAAGGCGUACGUCAGCAGCACCAUCGUCAGGAUACCCAGCGCCAACGUUUGUGCGCACAGGUAGUACACUUUCCCCGACAGGAACAUCUCGCGCGGAUACGACAGGUAGUCCGUGCCGUUCAGACCGCUGGUCAGCUGCCGGUCCGCCCGCAAACUGGGCACCAACACCACAAUCUCCAUUAUCUUUGCUUAUCGGUUCUCCGGCUUCGAAGACGACCCGGUCCUGGUGCAGCCACAUCACAUCGCGCCAGUCAACGCCGGUCGGAACGCGGCAGUGGAACGCCGCGUCCUCGCCGAGUCGCGGCCGGAACACCGCGCUGCCCGCCACGAUGUCGCUCGGGGCCAGGCGCGGCAGUAUGAUGCGAUCGUCCUGUCGGUUGUGCAGCAUGGCUUCCGCCAGCGAGUCGUUCACUAAUCAGUCAGCCAGUUUAAUUCUU